This is a messenger RNA of Heterocephalus glaber (naked mole-rat), 3020 nucleotides long. NCBI's taxonomy places the organism in Eukaryota, Metazoa, Chordata, Mammalia, Rodentia, Bathyergidae. The record is from RefSeq and is a predicted model, not a curated record.
GUCUAAUCCCACACCAGAAUCCUGGUGACUCGGACUCUGGUUCCUCCCGGUCAUGGCUUCGUGGACUUUGCCACUGACACCAAGGCCCUUUCCUUGGGCCAGGGAUACUUAAAGCUUUUCAGCGCGGAUCCCCAGAGCACUGGUGGUCUGGGUGCUGCCCCAAGGAAAGACCACCUCCCUGGCGUCCCUUGCUGCAGGCUGUGAACUAACUGGCAUGGUACUGGGGGGAGGCCCUGGGUCUCCUCAGUGCCUGUCCAACACCAGCCCAAACGCCAAGGAUGUGCUCCGGAGAAGGCACAAGAGGAGGACCCGACAGUACCAGCGCUUCAUGGCCCGAAAGGCCUUGCUACAGGAGCAGGGGCUGCUGAACAUGCUGCUGGAGUCAGGCUCCUUGCCAUCAGAGGCACCGCCAGGCUCUGAAGCUGCCAGUGGCGGGAGGCAGCAUCCCAGGGCUGGAUCUGGUGGCGGUGGCCAGGGCAGCAGAAGGCCAGCCCCCAGGAAAGCUUCAGGGCCCUUGUCCAGCAAGUUCGUGGCUAUUGACUGUGAGAUGGUGGGCACAGGACCCCGAGGGUGUGUGAGUGAGCUGGCCCGCUGCUCCGUGGUGAGUUAUCAUGGUGACAUCCUCUAUGACAAGUACAUCCGGCCUGAGAUGCCCAUCGUUGACUACCGCACUCGCUGGAGUGGCAUCACGCGGCAGCACAUGCACAAAGCCAUCCCCUUCCAGGUGGCCCAGAAAGAGAUCCUUAAGCUCCUGAAGGGCAAGGUUGUGGUGGGGCACGCGCUGCACAAUGACUUCCAGGCCCUCAAGUACAUCCAUCCCCGGAGCCAGACCCGAGACACCACAUGCGUCCCGAGCCUGCUCGGCCAGCCUGACCUCCACACCCGAGCCCGAGUCUCCCUGAAGGACCUGGCCCUGCAGCUGCUGCACAAGAGGAUCCAGGUGGGCCAACAUGGGCACUCGUCCGUGGAAGAUGCUGCCACUGCCAUGGAGCUGUAUCGGCUGGUGGAAGACAGGUGGGAGCAGGAGGCAGCCAGCAGCCUGUGGUCGCACCCCGAGAACAGGGAGCCUGACAGCAGCACUGACGUGGAACACUACAUGGAGGACCAGUACUGGCCUGAAGAUCUGGCCUCCAGCACCGGGGCAGGAACAGGGGAGGUGCAGGAUGGAAGGAAGUGAGAGUGAGGAGGCUUGAGGAGGAAGCUCGGGCCGGGGGACACUGGACAGUACAUCUGGGUGGGACAGGGCAGGCAGGAUGUUGCCCGGUGCCCACAGCCAGAGCUCCUGGCACCAUCUGUCCUCUGUGCCCUUAGUGCAGCCCUCUCCGAGGGUUGUUGGAAGUUCGUUCUUCUGACUCCUGUGGUUUUACUAAUGACAUUUUAUAGACUGGACCUGUCAGGUGGCAGUAGUCAGGGAAGCAACAGUAGGCUCUCCACACGGCAUCCGGGGUGGUCAGUGUCCUGGAGCUCCCUUAUGUCAGAUGGGCCACAGGGUGGAAUUCUGGUCUUGUCACUUACCUCUUCCUCCAGGGUCUUCCUAAAGUGGAAGAGAAGCCCUUGUUUGUCCCCUUUCUUUAUGCUGAAACUGGCCACAGCUACUAUAGGAACCUGGUCCCCUGCGAGGCCUGUCCCCUCCCUGCUAGGCUGGACAGACUAGCAGAGCCCAUACCUCCCAGGGGAGCCGGCGCCUUCCCAAACUUGCCAUCAGAAGUCCUUGGGUACAGUGCGGAGAGCAGGGCAGGCAGAGAAGCUCUGAAUGGGAACUGACAUAGUUAUUGUGACCCAAAUCAGGGAUUCCCAUCCCCAUGCAGCAUUGGUUCCCCUGUGCCAAAGCCUGGGAAACCGCACAGUAGUCUGAGUUAAGUUGUGGACCCAGCAGAGCUGUACCCGGCCUCUUAAGAGCAGGGCCACCGGUGUCCGGAAUCCGAGUGUCUGUUGCCGCAGCAGGUGUGCAGCUCAUGUCCCUACACCUCUUGUGGUGCUGCCUUACCUCUGAUUGAUGGUUACUGUGACCACUGGGUUUUAGAUUCAUUUCUGAAAAUUUCUGAAAUCAUUUCCUAAGGAGCAGUUUCGGGAUGCCAAAAUGACCAAGAGCUCUGAUCACACAAGCCUCUGAGUCCCAUCUUUUCUGACACUUGGCACUGAGACUUGGGGCCAGCCUGUGACUUCCCCCAGCCGUUUGCCUCUGUGUUAAGUGGCACAGCCUCCCACCAUAGGGUGGGGAGGAGACUAAAGGCCAUUUGCCUGAACAGUGCCCGGCCUGUACUUUAUGAAUGGGCUGCUGGCCCUUGGGGAUAACGCCUGCACGCUGACCUUGUGGUGGGGGAUAGCACAGAGGGGCCCCCGGCCAGUGUGGGAUGCAGCACAGAAGUUCAGGGUUACCUGCAGGUGUGGACUCUGGCUCUGCGGUGCCACUUCUCAUCAGUGUCCUGCCACUGUGUGCCGGAAGAUGACAGCACAGUGUCAGGGAGGGAGGGACACGACCACACCCACACUAACAGCUGUCAGCUGAGGCUCCCACCCUGCGUCCCUCACGGGCUGUGGGGUCACUGGCUCCUCCCUGUCAGAGCAGGAGGCUUGGCUGAGUCAUGCCCACUGCCUGCCUGGCUCCAUACUUCCGGGUGGCUGAUGCCAGACUCAGCCAAGCAGUAGCUUGCUUGGUUUGUGGGUUAAGGGAGAUGGUGCUGUUUCUGUCAUCAGUGGGAAAGUGCUGUUGAAAAUCGCUUUGUUGUAAAACAAUUUGUUCUGGAAUAAAGCUCAACUGGGAGAGUAGGCAAAGUGGACCUUUGCAUGAAUCAUCUGUCUGGCUUGUUGGAGCACUGGGGUUUCCUGAGUGCUUUGGGCUUAGAGCAUCUUUUCAGAUGAUGGGGAAAUGGGAAAAAAGUAACAGAUACAGAAUUAUAUAAUUUUUAAUUUUACAUUUGCCCUAUUAUAAAGCACAAAUUUAAUUUCUCCCCAAAAUUGUACUCACUUUAAAAUUUAAUUGUGGUAAAAUAUACAUAAUAUAAAAUUUACCAACCCAA